Messenger RNA from Oldenlandia corymbosa var. corymbosa, 3250 nucleotides. Lineage: Eukaryota; Viridiplantae; Streptophyta; Magnoliopsida; Gentianales; Rubiaceae. The record is from the annotation of a GenBank genome assembly.
GCCCGAAUUGGCGGGUUUGGGCCGAAGCGGCGGCAGACACUUUCCGAACUCAAAAGACGUCGAAGUUCGUACUGACUAACUUGGAGUCUGAGCGGGAGUCCAAAUCUCCAAACUUCUUUGGAUUUCUUCUCUCACAGCUCUCAUUUUCUGGUAAUUAGGGUUUUCUCAGAUUCCGAAUCAGAAAAUUGAACCUCAAUCUCCAGAAAUUGGCAUGGACUCGAACCCCUCGACGUCGUCGUAUGGAACAUCGGACAACCAGAGAGGCGCCGGAGGGAAGUUGAAAAAGCCUCCGGCGAGGAAGUCUCAGUCCACCCCUUACGAUCGCCCUUCCUCCAAUCAGACCGGAAGCCGGUGGUGGUUGUCCAAGAUUGUCGAUCCUGCUUACCGUCUCGUCGCCAGCGGCGCCACCAAGAUUUUGCCUGCCUUCUUGUCAACAACGCCCUCCGUUAAUACACUUCCUGCUGCUGAAAACCUAGAUAAAGAGGAAGUGGAGUUACCAUCUAAUCUUGACAGCAACGAGGGAGGCAACUCGAAUGUUGAUACAUUCCAGUUUACAGAAAGAGCUGUUCCAAGUGAAGUAAAAGAAAGUGCCAAGCGUGGACAAGAUGAGGCAAAUGGUACGGAGAAUGAUCCUCCUUUAUCUGGAAUUGAGCAGCUUAUAAAAGGGAAAACUUUUACCAGGUACAUUGUUUAAAGAGCUUCAUUUUCCGUUGGUUUUCUUAUAAAUCUUCUAAUUACUCGUAAUGGCCGUGCAGGGAUGAGAUCAAUAGGUUGAUGGGGAUACUGAGUUCCAGGGUCAGUGAUGUUUCAGAUGUUGAGGAAAGAAAAAGUAAAGAAGUCCUGACCCCUGCAGGAGCGAAGGCAGGAGCUCAAACAACCCCAUUCUCCAAGACAGCAGAUGAAGGACGCUGGAAAAGUCUAAAUAAAGUUGCUAUAACAAGCCCCAAACCUGGCUCCCAGACUGUGCCAGAUGAAAUUGGUGCAUCACCUGUUGAAAUUGCAAGGGCUUUUAUGGGAAGCCGGUUAUCUGAGUAUGGCCCUGGGCCUAGUGGUGUUUCAUCGAAGGGAGAAGCUGCUCAAAAGGGCGCCGAUGAUUUGGCAUUAAAGCCUUUCCUCCCUUCACCUAGGUCAACUUGUUGGCCAGGUUCCAUGGCUCAAGAACAGCAUGGUUAUACAACUCCAAAUCAGAGAGGCAGACAGGGGCUUCAUGAUUUUCCUCGAACUCCAUAUUCAAGGACUAUCUAUUCGAAGUCCAGGGCCAAGGUGCAGACUGACAGCAAGUAUGGAAUUAGUUCACCAAACCACUUCAAGCAUUCUAACACGCCAUUUCCUGAACAGGUGAAGUACAGGAAUGAUGGCCUAGAUAUUAGCUAUGGUUCAGUUGGACCUAUUCGCCGCUUGCGAGCGAAAUAUGCGUCGGAAGUCAGACCAAGAGGCUCUAUUUUCUCAAAAUAUUCUAUUGACAAUCCUUCAGUGGGAAAACAACCCACUGUCUAUCAAGAUAACCAGUCAUAUGUACAAAAGAAUCUACAAAUUGGUGAAACAAGUUCUUCAAGACAACCACCAGUACAGCUCGUAGAAAACAAGGUUGGGGAUAAACCAUUGCUAAAUCCCUCUACUAAUGAGGUAGUGAAAAGGAUUCUUGAUCAGCUUGACAAACACAAGCCAACACCUCAAGAAAGGAUGAAUGAGUUGAAGCUGGCAAGUGCAUGGAGGAAAUCUCAUACUGAGGCCUCUGCCACACCUAAAGAAAUUAAGAGCUUCCCAUUUUCAGAAGACAUCUCUAAAAGAACUAGUUUUAGUGGUGUGGAUCUUACCUCUAAAAGAAACGUUUCUGGUGACCAUUCAAAGGUUCAAGGAGAUCUUCAGGAGGAGAGUAAUAUGAAAGCUAAAGAACCUGUUUUGGCAAUACGUGAAGCUUCGACCAGAGACAAUGGUGGUUCAGUGACAAAAAUUGAUGCUAAUUCUGGGUUUUUCUUUCCUUUCAGGAGGACUCCCUCUGAACCAAAAAUUUUCCAAGAGAAGGCUGAUCUAAGCUUUGCUCCCAGAAAUCAAAAUACUGAGCAGCUUGUCACAACUUCAACGGACGCUUCUAAGGUUGAGCCCGUGAAGAGGCCGCCCUUGCACUCAUUUGGGACAAAGCCUAGCUUGCCCAGUAUAUCUGUUAGCAGGCGUGCACCUGGUUUUUCCAUGUCUUCUGACAGUGUUCCUGGAUUUAGUUUUCCUGUUUCCACAUCUACAAGUACUCUCUCAGAACCUCCAACGCCAUCUGUCAUGCCAUUUUCUUCUGGGGGACUGGUAUCUCAGCCAAAAGACUCACCUGCAAUUCCUAGUUACAGUUUCGGCUCUAACAACUCAACUCGCCUUGUUUUCUCAUUCCCCUCAACAAGCAAUUCCUCGGCUACUGUUGAGGCUAAUGAUCUGAAGUUCAACUUUGGAUCAGAUAAGAAGCCUAGAGUAUCAUUUAGUUCAGUAGGCAAAGACACCAUCUGCUAUUAAAGGUGAUUGGGUACAGGUUGCAGCAGCAUCACCAUUACUGCUGUCUGAGCUGUUGUCUCGAGCUAGUUCAGAUGGUUCCGCUGCUUAUCGACUGCAGCGAGAGGUCUACUUAAAGACUGCCUAAGGCGCUGCUUUCAUAGCCCCCAUAUAAGCGAAUGGGAGGAAUUUUUCUCUGGUUCGGUUAAUGUAGCUUGCUAAUUGAGAAUGCUGAAUGCAUUUGGUUUUCUUAUCUUCCAAUAGGUUAGAUUUUUUGUUUUCCUAUUAAACUCACAUUUCAUUUAUACAACAAUGAUUUUUUUUUUGUUAAAAUUUUUGUUAGUCAUUGUAUUCAACUUUGAACGAAUGUGCUGUGGUAGUCUUGGAUGAUUUAACCAGGCAAUUGUUGUCCAUAAAUGCCGACAUUCCAGUGAUGCCUUUUUGAAAGACUGUACUGAGAUUGCUUGAGCCCAGAUAACAAGAUCUUGUGUAAAUUCUUUGUAUAGGAAAUGUAAAUGAGUAAGCGAUUGGACUCAUAGUAGUGUAGUUGUGUAUAGUGGUGAAUGUUAUUGAGCAUUUCCAUGUCGGGGAUAUAGUCUUAUAUUGGCUACUAGAAUCCCUAGAUAUGUAUAGCUAUAGGCCCCCAGAAAAAGAAAGCCUACAAAUUUUUAAUAUUUGUCAACCUAUAUCAUUACUAUUAUCACACAAUUUAUUUCUCUGAUAAAUUCUAAAAAAUACAGCUCCAAGAGCUGGCCGGCAAUUAUUCCUUCAAAAU